Molecule: messenger RNA, 831 nt
Organism: Ramularia collo-cygni
Lineage: Eukaryota; Fungi; Ascomycota; Dothideomycetes; Mycosphaerellales; Mycosphaerellaceae
Product: related to CDP diacylglycerol-inositol 3-phosphatidyltransferase
Exons: 3
Coding region: 1-831 (276 amino acids)
Biological process (GO): phosphatidylinositol biosynthetic process
Cellular component (GO): Golgi apparatus; membrane
Molecular function (GO): CDP-diacylglycerol-inositol 3-phosphatidyltransferase activity
Source: RefSeq, a predicted model, not a curated record
AUGGCCGUGCGGAUUCGUCCCAAUGGCAGUGGCCCACCACAACUCCAAGCUCUAGCCGAGGGUGAAAUGAACGACACAGAAGAGAACAUCUUCCUCUUCGUCCCAAACCUCAUAGGAUACCUUCGCGUCAUUCUAGCAACAGGAUCCUUGUACUUCAUGCCUCUACACCCCCGACGAUGCAGUCUGCUCUACUCAGUCAGCUGUCUGCUCGACGCACUGGAUGGUCUUGCGGCUCGAGCAUUUCAACAAUCCACUCGAUUCGGUGCAGUCUUGGACAUGGUGACCGAUCGAUGCACCACAUCCUGCCUGCUGGUCUUUCUCGCUCUCGCUAUGCCCGGUUAUGCAGUCAUCUUCCAAGCUCUGAUUACACUGGAUUUUGCAAGUCACUACAUGCACAUGUAUGCGACCCUGGCAAUGGGCGGACAGAGUGAGAGUCACAAGAACGUCUCUGCCAGUCGGAGUCGUAUCAUGAAUUUGUACUACAAAAAGUGGGUGCUGUUCACUGCAUGUACCUUCAACGAACUCUUCUUCAUCGGGCUGUACCUUCUAUGCUUCUCUUCGCCGAGUAGUAGCAAACCUCUCCUGCCGAUCAACGCCGCGAGCAUAGCUGGAAGAGAUGUGUUCCCUUUGACCUUUUCGGCUGCAGCUAUGGAGGUUGCGAGAUUGAACAAGAUCAACGAUGCGGUACCUUUCUGGAUCACAGUCUGUAGUAUUCCGGGUAUGCUUUUCAAGCAAAGUGUCAAUGUGCUGCAGUUGUGGCAUGCUAGUCGAUGGCUGGCUGAGGGAGAUCGAAAGGAAAGGAUGAAGGCGAGAUUGGAGAGAGCUAGGUAG